Molecule: messenger RNA, 294 nt
Organism: Spirodela intermedia
Lineage: Eukaryota; Viridiplantae; Streptophyta; Magnoliopsida; Alismatales; Araceae
Source: the annotation of a GenBank genome assembly
AUGGGCUUCACGGCGAAGCUGGUGGUGGCGGCGCUAGCGGCUUGGCUGGCCCUCAGCGUUGCCGGCGGCGCCGACAUUUGCAAUGUGACGUGGGACGAACUCCAGGAGUGCCAGCCGGCGGCGAUGCCGCCGAAACCGCCGCCGCCGCCGACGAGGGCGUGCUGCGCGGCGGUGGAGAAGGCGGACCUGAAAUGCCUCUGUUCCUACUCGAAGCUGCUGCCCGACUUCGGCGUUGACCCUGAACUCGCCAUGAAGCUGCCGAAAAAGUGCGGCCUCGGCGAAGUCAAUUGCUGA